This is a messenger RNA of Biomphalaria glabrata, 2829 nucleotides long. RefSeq names its product flavin-containing monooxygenase 5-like. Bases 163 to 1725 code for a protein of 520 amino acids. The transcript has 12 exons. The record is from RefSeq and is a predicted model, not a curated record. Gene Ontology annotation, molecular function: N,N-dimethylaniline monooxygenase activity; NADP binding; flavin adenine dinucleotide binding. Lineage: Eukaryota; Metazoa; Mollusca; Gastropoda; Planorbidae.
ACGCUGAAGUAACAUACAAAUCGUUUGGGGCAUUUUGUGUACUUUGGACUAAGUUUGUACUUGGUCUCACAUUUCGUGUGUUUAAACAAUCCAACACCAAUUAUAUUUGCCUUCUAACUGGAUACGCGGAAGGAAUAUCUUAGCAGUGUGAAGGAAAAAAAAAUGACAGACUUCGAGUCAGAUGUUGUGGUUCUGGGGGCAGGAGUUUCUGGACUUGUCACCGCUAAAUGUCUAUUAGAAGAUGGCUUCAAGGUCUGCAUCAUAGAAAAGACUUCAGAUAUUGGCGGCCUGUGGACGUACCGAGAGAAGGAUUACGGUGUCAUGAAAUGUACACACAUAAAUGUCAGCAAAUAUAACUAUGCUUUUUCCGAUUUCCCAUUCCCUGAUGACGUACCGGACUAUCCUCACCACUCUGAUAUGGCCAAAUAUAUUAAGGAUUAUGCUAACAAAUUUCAACUACUUAAACUAAUUCAUUUUAAUACCAAAAUUAUCGGCGUUGACAAUACAGAUGGUAAAUGGGUUACCAGAUGUUGUAAGGUUGACGAAGAUGGUAAAGAAGAUUUUCAACAGAUGCUGAUUUUUACAAGCUCUUAUGUUGCUGUAGCCACAGGUCACCAUGCUAAGCCAAACUUUCCUUCAUUUGAAGGCGCAGAUACUUUUAGAGGAAAAACUCUUCAUGCUGUCAGCUAUAAAGAUCCUUCUUAUAAUGAUUGUGCUGGGCAAAGAGUUUUGAUUGUGGGUAUUGGGAAUUCAGCUGUGGAUGUUGCUGUUGACUGUGCUACAAUAGGAAGGUGCCCAGACGUGACAAUCAGCACAAGAUCCGGUGCUUGGGUGAUUCCUAACUAUAUCUUUGGUCUUGCAACUGACCUGUAUGCUUGUAGAUUUUUCUUCCUGUUUCCUCGGAGUAUAGCAAACUUUAUAAUGAGCCUUGUCAUCAUGCUAGUUAGUGGUAGCCCUUGGAGAUGGGGGUUAAAUCCUAAGAUGAAGCCACUCCAAACACAGCCAACUGUAAGCCCAACACUAAUACAUCAUAUUCAGAGAGGAAAUAUUAAAAUAAAACCUAAUAUUUUGAAUAUAAGAGGUAACACUGUAAAAUUUGUUGAUGGAACAUCAGCAAAAUAUGACAGAAUAGUCUACUGUACAGGUUACACCAUUGAUUUGCCAUUCCUAUCCAGCAGAGUCAUGGACAGUGUAUUGCAAUCUUCAUCCAAUAAAAUGCAGUUAUAUAAAAAUGUCUUUGCUCCAUACGUUGGUCACAGUCUUGCCUUUAUAGGAUUUGUUCAGCCAGCAUCUGGAGGUAUAAUUACAAUGUCUGAGAUGCAAGCAAGAUGGUUCUCUAAAUUAUGCAAAGGGGAAGUGAAACUACCAAACAGUGAUGAAAUGUCAGCAGACAUAGAAAAUGAGAAGAAAAUACAAAGUGGCAGAUGGUAUCAGACAGCAAGACAUACAUUACAAAAGGACCCAAUAGUGUAUAAUGAUGAGAUAGGGGAAAUAAUUGGUGCUAAGCCUAAAUUGUUUCAAAACCCUCUUCUAACAUGGAGAUUGAUAUUCAGCUCUGGUGGAGCAUCCCAGUGGAGGUUGAAUGGUCCCAACACAUGGCAAGAUGCAGCUAAACAGGUACGCAAAGUUCCAGUGCCAUUUCUAUGGAAUUUGACAGGUUACUUUGUGAUAUUUGGAUUUCUAGUUAUAGUUUCACUGUUUAUGAAAUGUUUGUGCUGUUGUUAAAGUCAAAAUUUUCGUUUUACUAAAAUUGGGUUGUAAUGGUUGUUUGAAAAAUUAAUAAUUUCUAAAUGUACUUACACCUUAUUUACACAUAACUAGACAGUAUUAAGAGAUGAAGCUAGUCAUGACAUAUUGAACAAGACAAAGUCUUGCUGCUCUUUGUGUUAAGUCUUUGUUCUGUAUCUUGUUUUAUUUGUUAGAUUUAUUUGUAAACUUGAAGCAAUUCUAAUAUAAAAUACAAAGGGAAAUGUCUUUUCUUUGUAAAUAUUUUUCACUUUUUAUUAAAUUUCUAUCCAAUUGAUACAUAUAUUAAAUACAUAAGAAAUACAUGUCUGUAGUUAAAUGCAAUGUUACUUUUAUGCCUCUGUAUAAAAUAUGAAUAUGUGUAAACAUAAUCUGAUGUUUGUUAUAAGGUUUUGUAAUUAAAAAAAAGUACAAAAGAAUUUAAACAAAAAAUUAUUAUUAUUAAUUCAAUACAUAAAUGAUUAUUAACAUGUUAAAACAUGGUGUAAUUUUUAACACUAUUAAUAUUUUUUUUUACCAUGAUUUCAGUAUUAAUUAUGUAUUUUUGUGUUCUAAAAAAAAAUUAAAAAAAAAAUAAUUAUAUAAAUAAAACUAUGUAAUACAAUCACAUUGUUCAAAAUUUGUGGGAUACUAGGAAUACAAAUUUAAAAAUUAAACUCAUCUUAGUUUUGAGAUUUAACUGGCUAUAGCAGAAAAUUUUAGCAAAGUAUUGAUAAUUCUAGUUAAAUGUGUCGCAAUGGCUUAAGCUUUUGGCUAACUAUCAAGGUGGCUAGAGUUUGAAACCCAACUUGGGCAGAAUUGUGUUUGCUGAGCGCCUAAAGGCAGCAUGGAAACCAUUCUCACAUUCUUCCAUUUAACCUCUCAAACCACUGAUCCACAAAAGAGAUUGGAUCAUAGUGCACUGAGCAUGCUAUAAGCAAUGGUUUGCCUGAAACAGAACAGCCAGGAAAACCAACGACUUAGCAGAGUUUGAGUCAUUGAUUAACAUGCAUGAGUAGAUUGACACAUGAAAUGCAUAGGGCAUAAUUAUCUUCUUUUUUGGUGUAACAUCUGCAAUCUAUAAGAUAAGCAUGAAAAAACUAU